Molecule: messenger RNA, 1026 nt
Organism: Eutrema salsugineum
Lineage: Eukaryota; Viridiplantae; Streptophyta; Magnoliopsida; Brassicales; Brassicaceae
Exons: 3
Coding region: 1-1026 (341 amino acids)
Source: RefSeq, a predicted model, not a curated record
AUGGCAUCUUCAUCCAACAAUCCUUUCAAUGAGGAGAAUGAUGAAAGUUUAGAUGAUGCAUUUGAUGAUCUUUUUGAUCAAAAAUUUGACACCGCGUUCUACUCUUUACUUGAGCGUCAAGUCGAUCAAAAGAAGAAGAAGAAGAGGGCAUACAUUGAAAGACAUCACGAACAAGGUCAUCACCAAUUAUGGGAAGAUUACUUCAGCGAAAAUCCUACAUAUCCUUCCAAUUUAUUUCGCCGCCGUUUUAGGAUGAACAAGACAUUGUUCAUGCAUAUUGUAGAACGGCUAUCCAAUGAAGUCCCAUUUUUCCAACAAAGGAGAGAUGCUGCUGGAAGACUAAGUCUUUCUGGGUUACAAAAAUGUACGGCGGCAAUUCGGAUGUUGGCAUACGGUACUGCGGCUGACGCAGUUGACGAGUAUCUACGUCUCGGUGAAAGUACUGCAAUUUCAUGUUUAGAACAUUUCACCCAAGGAAUAAUAUCUUUGUUCGGGGAUGAAUACUUAAGAAGACCCACAAGGCAAGAUCUUCAACGUCUACUUCGUGAAGGAGAGGAACGUGGAUUUCCCGGGAUGAUUGGUAGCAUUGAUUGUAUGCAUUGGGAGUGGAAAAAUUGCCCGACCGCUUGGAAAACCGACGGUAUUUAUCCCAAAUGGGCAACAUUUAUCCAAUCUAUUUCCGGUCCCCAAAGUGAAAAAGACACUUUAUUUGCUACAUGCCAAGAAUCAACACGAAAAGAUGUCGAAAGAGCGUUCGGAGUUUUGCAAGCCAGGGUCGCCAUUGUUAAAAACCCAGCUCUUAUAUGGGAUAAAGCAAAAAUUGGGAAGAUUAUGAGAGCAUGUAUCAUAUUACACAAUAUGAUAGUGGAAGAUGAAAGACCGGUCAACUCUCAAUAUAAUUUUUCUGAAUUUCAACAAGGAGAAGGAAGCAGAACUUCAGAAGUCGAUAUGACAUGGUUUGACGAGAAUUCAUUUACGGGUCCAAUACCGGAUUUCUCUCGGUCCCCAAACCUGGAGAUAAUGUAA